Teleopsis dalmanni is the source of this 1407-nucleotide messenger RNA. RefSeq lists its product as uncharacterized. The record is from RefSeq and is a predicted model, not a curated record. NCBI's taxonomy places the organism in Eukaryota, Metazoa, Arthropoda, Insecta, Diptera, Diopsidae. The transcript has 6 exons. The coding region runs from base 126 to 635 and encodes 169 amino acids.
UCAAUUUUUUUAACAUAUUGCAGAAUUAUUUGAAUUUUUUUAAAGUAUAGUUCAUUUUUAAGUAGAUUGUUAAUGUUAUAAUUUAUUAAAGAACUGGUAAAGAAGCGCUUACAUAAAUAAAAAAAAUGGUGGUGCUGAAAUCUUGUUGGUCACCAUUUAUUUGGUCAAAUUCAGUGAAAACUGGAAGUUAUGCGGUGGCAUUUUAUACUGCAGCACUAUCAGUAGUGUUUAUAACUUUGAUAUCAUAUAUGCUGGCUGGUGGAGAAUCGACACAACUAUAUUCACCUCUGUUUGAAACAGAUAUACGUAAUACCAUGCCAAUAUUUGGCGGUAUUUUCAUAUUUUAUUUUCUGUUACUCAUAAUAUCAUCAUAUUUAAUUUAUUAUGCCAUUAAAAUCUGUACACGCGGUUGGUUAUUGCCUUGGUUGAUACUUGUUGGUUUGGGUAUACUCUUCCAAUUUGUUUUUGGACUUUGGCUAAUUGGAGGUUAUUAUAUAUAUUUGGAGCAAACAUUUUCAGCAUUACUUAACUUCUGUUGGAUGGCUUAUAAUGCUUAUUGCUGGCUUUGUGUAUUCUCACAGUAUCAAAUCUUCUUAAUAAUACAAAAUCCGAACAUCGAGCUGUUAAUGCCAUAAGCAUAACGAAGAACAAUACAUAUUAGUGACAUAUAAAAUACAAUUUAAAAACAUCACUAUAAUAAUUUAAAUCACCAUUUUUAUAAUAUAAAUAACAAUUUAAAUUUAUAUUCAUAUUUAUAAAUAUUUUAUAUAAUUAUGAGGAAGUCAACCUUUUGAAUGAAUGAAAUUAACUUAAAACAAACUUUAAUCUAUUUCCACUAAUGUUUAUUUACGAAUGUUGAAAUCUUAGUCGAUGACUGAUGACUACUUUGGACUAAAUUCAAGAUAAAAUAUCAAAAAUUAAAAUUAGUAGGAAAUAGAUCUUUGAAUAUUUUUGAAAUAGAUCUUUGAUUGAAGUUUCGCGCACUUUAGUGUUUAAUUAUGCUAGUCUUCGAACACAGCGAACCCUUCAAAAAUUUUUGAAAACUAUAUUAUGUUCCAACGUUUUCUUUUCAACAAAAAGAAGAAAAUAUAAUAUGCAACAUUAAUCAGAUAAAUUAUCUGAACAGUUUAAUCCAAAUAUACGAAUUCUAGUAUAUUCGAAUAGCUCAAACCCCAUAAAUAUUGAACACUUAGAAAUAUUUGUGGAAAACAAUCUAAAGUUUCUUUUAGUUAAUUCAAUUUAUUUAAAAGGUUAACUUAUCAACAAUUACAUCAUUUUAUACUAAGUAUACUAUAACUAUUUAUUUAUAUAUAUUUAUAUAUUAUAUGAUAUUCAAAUAUUUGAAAACUGUAAGACUAUGAAAAUGACGUUCCGUCCUUAAAGUUCAAUAAAAACGUAUAAAUAAAA